Messenger RNA from Thermothielavioides terrestris NRRL 8126, 1888 nucleotides. RefSeq lists its product as uncharacterized. The transcript has 2 exons. Gene Ontology annotation, cellular component: membrane; endoplasmic reticulum. Lineage: Eukaryota; Fungi; Ascomycota; Sordariomycetes; Sordariales; Chaetomiaceae. Gene Ontology annotation, biological process: protein localization to plasma membrane; GPI anchor biosynthetic process. Gene Ontology annotation, molecular function: glucosaminyl-phosphatidylinositol O-acyltransferase activity. Bases 314 to 1834 code for a protein of 506 amino acids. The record is from RefSeq and is a predicted model, not a curated record.
UUUCCACUGCCUGCCAUUGGCUGGAUGCGAUCAACUGGUGACACCUUGACGACCCACGCGCUUUUGAUCAGGAAGCUGCGAGCUGGCAUCGCCAGUCACUUCUCACCUGGCACGGAGGUCACUGUGUGAAGCCAGGCCAACUUCAGGUACCUACCCCAAUACCAGGGUCUAUCCCGGCGUCCCCUCCCAUCGCCCACUGGAUCUCCGGGCUGGCAGUCCAGGCUCUCGGGAGAUGUCUUCUUGACACUGGAUCGGAUACCGGCGUCUUUCGUUUGACCCCUGAUCUCGCGCGUUUUCCUCCGCGCUGCCCGUGAUGGCCAACGCGGGCACGAGCACAAACGUGACGGCCGCGGCGGCGCGCACCUACAAGCAGCUGAAGGAGGACUUUGUCUCAAACCUCUCGGGCGGGUCAGUGACAGAGAUUGCUCAGGUCUGCGCUGUGGCACCGGUCGUCGCCCUCCUCUGGUCCGUCCUCCAGGCCCGCCAGUCCUUCUUCAAGCCCUACACUGCGCUGGCCUUCGUCGUCGACUUCCUCCUCAACGUCGGAGCCCUCCUGCUCUCCGUGACCCUCUACUCGAGCGCGCCGCUGCUCCUAAACAUCCUCCUCCUUACAGCCGCCGCCUUUGUCUGCGCAGUCCCCACCGCCCUCCCCUCGGGGCGCAAAAAGAAGCCCCAGCUCCCGCCUAAUGCGCAGUCCAAGACGCCGCCGGGGCCGCCCGGCGUCCUGUCUACCAAGCCCUUCCUGACCAACUACCGCGGCAACAUGCUGGUUGUCACCUGCAUAUGCAUCCUCGCCGUCGACUUCCGACUGUUCCCGCGCCGCUUCGCCAAGGUCGAAACCUGGGGCACGUCGCUGAUGGACAUGGGCGUCGGGUCGUUCGUCUUCUCGGCCGGCAUCGUCGCCUCGCGGCCCGUGCUCAAGGAGCGCGCCGAAGGCACGACCACGCCGCUCGCAACUCGCCUGGCGCGGUCCCUGCGCCACUCGCUGCCGCUCCUCGCGCUGGGCUUUGUGAGGCUGCUCAGUGUCAAGGGUCUGGACUAUGCCGAGCAUGUGACCGAGUAUGGCGUGCACUGGAAUUUCUUCUUCACCCUGGGGCUCCUGCCCCCUUUUGUCGUGCUUUUCCAGUCGGCGCUCAAACUGGUUCCCUCGUAUGCCGGGCUCGCUCUUCUUUUGGGGGUCUUGUACCAGGUCGUCUUGGAGAGCACGGCUCUCAAGGCGUACAUCCUGGCUGCGCCCCGCACCGACCUGCUCUCGAUGAACAGAGAAGGCGUCUUCAGCUUCUGGGGCUAUCUCGCCAUCUUCCUCGCGGGCCAGGACACAGGCAUGCUCGUCCUGCCGCGAAACCCUACCAUCCGCGGUUUUGCUGGCAGGUCCAAACGCUUCGCGCUGCUUCUCAGCUUGACCGCGUGGUCGCUGGUCUGGACCGCGCUCUACUUCUUCUGCACCGAUUACGCGUACGGCGCGGGGCUGACCGUGUCCCGGCGGCUCGCGAACCUGCCCUACAUGCUGUGGGUGGUGGCCUCCAACAGCACGCUGGUGCUCGCCUUCUGCCUGGUCGACGUGCUCUGCUUCCCGGCCUUCUACAGGGCGCCAGACGCCAAGGCGGAGAAGGAGGCCCACGACGCGGCGACGAGCCGCGUGCUGCGCGCGUACAACCGCAACGGGCUGGCCGUCUUCCUGCUGGCGAACCUCCUGACGGGGCUGGUCAACAUGACGGUGCGCACGCUAGAUGUGAGCAGCGUCACGACGAUGGCUGUGCUGGUUGCGUAUAUGACGGUGCUGACUGCUGCCGCCGUCGGGUUGGACAUGUACGAUAUCACCAUCAAGCUGUAGAUAGGCGCCCGAGCCACAAAAAUAAAUAAAAAAAAAAUCAAAAUUUAAAGACAG